CUCACGGACCAUAUGACCACAUUUCUUUGGUCUGGUGAAUUCCUCACCACAACUACCAAGUAGCUUAGAGAAUCACGUGUCAGCUCCGUACUUCUAAGGUUUCUCACAUUAUUUUCGGUUGACAUCAUCAAGCCGUUUCCGCUAUGGAACCGGACCCAGUAUUCCAAUCGCAACUAACUUGAACCAGUGUAGCCUGGCCUCGAGAACCUUAACAACUUUAUGUGAACGGAGGUCCAGUUUCAGUGAGUCAUACACUUAUCUAUGAUCGUUUGGAGCACGAAUCAAUAAAUUACUGUAUGCAAAGUGCGAGACAGACGAGACGUGCGCGUUGCGUAUUGCAUCUGAGUUCUGAGGUAAGCCCUUCGGGAGAAGCUGGUUUGUUAGUAAUGUGUUUGUCAAUGGCGCUUACGGCGUUAUGAUAGAUGUUCGUGUACAAAUACGACACCGCGGAACGUAAGCGCCAUCGACAAUAAGGUCCCUUUACCCAGAUAACGUCACAAAUGUGUGUGACGUUUAUCAUCAACAAAUUCAACGAUUCUGUAUAUUAAGUGUUGAAUUAAUUGAGACUUAAUUAACUUUAAGGAACUAUAGAGGCCCUAAAUAAUUAUUAUUAUUCAUUUAGCGUAAUUACAGUGUGUCAUCAUGAGCGGAUAAUAAGCUUAAUGUAAUGAAUAAUGAGAAUGACACACAACACAAAGCGAUCAGAUUACAAAUAUGGCAAGAACGCAGCAAUUAGCAAAACAUAAAAGUACUACAAAUAUUAAAAACGGCAACUGUUAUGUUUUUCUUCAAUAAAGACAAUGUUAUUGCUAACAGUAGGUACAGCCCAAUUUUAACUUCGUAAAUCGAUAGUAAUGACCGAGCUAUCGCGUAGGCUAUACAUUUUGGUGGUCGGUGGAAAAUACACGUAUUUGAUAAAAGGAUUCAAUAAAUAUUUUCAUGUAUACAAUUGAUAUACUAUCAACUAGGGAUUAUGACAACUUGCAAAUUUUAUCAGCACCACGAUAAAUAAUAAAUUUACAUAUGUUAAUAUUAUGGCGUACGUACGUACGUAAUGUUUGCUUUAUGUUAGACCACGACGAACUUAAUUGUUGAAUCGCUCGAAUACUUCGAAUAGUCAACGAAAAGAAUCGAAUUGUAGGCGGUGAUGGAAGUGGAUUUUAUUCACAAUAAAGGUAUCUCAAUAAACGGUACCUGCCAUUUACUAGUUGAAUCAAGUCUGUACAAUGGAAUCAAGCAGGGCAUGCUUCUUGAGGUGUGCCACAAGAACAACCCAGAUAUCUACUGGAUAGCCGAAAUCACUAUGGUGUGUGGACACCUUUUAAGAAUCAAGUUUAUAGGUGCUGACACAGACUUCUGGUGCGACAUAUCCAAGACCAAAGUCCAUCCUCUAGGCUGGUGCGGAAAGUAUGACGAGCUCAUCGAGCCUCCGGACGAAAUCAACGAAAAAUACGGAGACACAAUCAUUGAUAUCAUGAAAAACGCGCUUCUAGAUGGACAGUCGGUGUGCAUAGAGGCUUUGAAUAAUAAGGGACUGUCGCCUAUUGAUAGGAUUAAAACUGGGAUGAAGGUGGAGGUCCAGAAUAUUAUUGAUCCGUAUAGAUACUGGAGUGGUACGGUGAGUGAGAACGUAGGCGGGCGACUAUUAGUCCGCUACGAUGGUGCGGAUGACGACCUCGCGCCGCUAUGGAUUUUCUGCUCCAACCCGCGGCUCAGCCCCUUCGGCUACGUUACUAACAAGGGUUCGCCAUGGCAAUUUAAGUACCCCGGCAAGGUGAACAAGUUCUCUUGUAAGAACAAGCUGAGCACCCAGCUGAGGCAGAGUGCUGAAGAGUCCAUCAAGGAACCGACGCCACCUGACCUGUUCCAGCCAAAUCCAAACAUGGAAUCCCACAACUUCGUAAGCGGUAUGAAAGUCGAAGCAUUAGACCCUCACGACAUGAAAACUAUUCGACCAGCCACCGUCCUCAAGGUCUUCAACAAUUUCCACUUCCUUGUCGUCAUUGAUGACAACGCAGACGACUAUGAAGACACCAAAACAGCCUGGCUAUGCGACUCCAUGCACCCAUACAUCUACCCUAUAGGCUGGGCUAAGAAAAACAACUUCAACUUAAAACCACCCAAAGUAUGGAAAGAAGGACCCUUCGACUGGGACGAAUACCUCUCAAUGACCUCCUCCGUCCCCGCCCCUGAAUACUGCUUCGGCACAAAACAACCUCUAAAAGAAAUGCAACUAAACAUGAAAUUAGAAGCUGUGAAUCCGCAGAAUCAUGAAGAAAUCCACGUCGCCACUAUAGACGCUAUUAUUGAACACAUGGUGUGCGUAGAGUUGAUCCCUAUACAGGAGAAAUUCUGGUACGCGCAGAACAGUGAUCUACUAUUCCCCGUAGGAUGGUGCGAUAGUAAUAAUUACGAGUUACAUAUCCCUGAUAUAAAUGCUGUCAAAGAGCCUCCUAAACCAGUAGAGGAAGUCAAACCUAAGGAAGAUCUCAAGAAGUCUACAGAUGAGUGGUGCGAGAGAAUUUUCUUCAACUACAAAUGUUACGCCGGUCCGACAAUAAGUAGGAACAAGCUGUCACAGCUUCCGAAGCAUGUCGGGCCUGGGCCAUUGUCUUUAGUAUUGAAAGAGGUGCUGAAUAAAAUGAUAUCGGCGUCGUAUAAGCCGGCCAAACUGCUCAAGGAUUGGGAGACAGAGGGUCCGCCGGAAGAUGGGAUGAGGCUUGAGAUGCUGAGAGCCAAACUAAAGUCGAGCACGUACCACGCGUAUGUGCCGAUCGCGACUCGGGCGGCUAUGACGGCGGCGUUCUGCCGCGCCGUGUGCGCCAAGAUGCAGGCCUGCCCCUGCCUCUUCGGCCCGCACCACUACCCCGAGCGCUGCCCCGCCGACUGCCAGCAGGUCGACAAGUCCACCUUCCAUAACGUUACCGAGCGCCGAGGCCGGCCGAAGGGCAGCCUCAACGGAAGAAAGAAGAAGAAAAAGCCCGCCCCGGAAAAGAAGGAGAAGGAGCAACAACCUCAAGAAAACGAGAGCAAUAAGGACGGAGAAUCCGUCGAAGAUGAACAUAGUGCGGGCUCCACCCCUCCUUCCGAGUCGGGAACCAGACCAAACUCACCAGACAGCGACUACAAACGCGCCCAAAGAAGAAAACGAGAACCCAAGAACAACUACCCCAAACUCGAAAUGAAAACGCGAGGCGCGAAGCUCCCGAACUUCGCUCAACAGAUGAAGGAAUCUCACUGGAACAAGAAGGACGUAGAGACCAUCUACAACAGCAGUGCGAAUAAGAAGCAACAAGACAGCGACUCGGAGAACGAGAGCAACGACACCAGCUCCAACUCCCGCGAUGCCAAGAACAUAUCAGACGUCUCCGAUUCCGAGGAACCGGAGCUCAAGAAACUCAAGUUCACGACGUAUGAUCCCUUGCCGUCCGAUAAUAAGAUGUUCGAGAAAAAUACUGCCGCAUCUUGGAUCAAAGGGAAAUUGAAGUUGUCGCCAAACCCAUUGGACUGGAGCGUCGACGAUGUCUACGCGUACCUCAGCAGUACCGACGACUGCAAAGUUCUAGCUGACAAGAUGAAAGAGGAAGAAAUCGACGGAGAGGCUUUUGUCAUGCUCGACCUGACUACCAUCAGGGAGCUGUUACAUAUGAAAAAGGAGUUUGCCGUACUUCUCUGCAAGCACAUCACCAAGAUCAAGUGGUAUUAUUUAGACAAUUAUGAAGAUAAUAGCGAAUCAUGAUAAGCUUAGCAUUAUUUACAAAUGUCUAGUCGUCAAUAAAGUAAUUAAUUGUU
Leguminivora glycinivorella is the source of this 3792-nucleotide messenger RNA. RefSeq names its product scm-like with four MBT domains protein 2. Gene Ontology annotation, cellular component: nucleus. Lineage: Eukaryota; Metazoa; Arthropoda; Insecta; Lepidoptera; Tortricidae. Gene Ontology annotation, biological process: regulation of DNA-templated transcription. The coding region runs from base 1148 to 3739 and encodes 863 amino acids. The transcript is spliced from 8 exons. The record is from RefSeq and is a predicted model, not a curated record.